GCCAUCUGCUGCGACCGGUUGGGGUGAGAGAUAAUCAUAGAUUAUCAAAAAAUAUUAGAUCAUUUUUGUCUGUAACCUUUGUGUAAUUUAUUGGUUUAAUAUAUUCCUCUCUGCCAACGAAAGUCUGUCUAUCACAGAUAACAGAUUAUCUGCUUCUUGUGGGACAGAUUUUUUUCAUAAAACCAAAACAAUGAAUAAAAAGAGGUUAAAAAACACAGCAGAGGUUCAGAAUCGGGUGUUAAUCACCUGUGAGUUGAUCGCUGGAAAAAAAAAUAGGAAAACCAAAACAAUGAAUAAGAAAAAAAUUAAGUGUUUCCAGGGUGUAACAAUGCAGAUUCACCUUUAUUAGUAGGUUUUGGUACAAAAUCUGGUGUCAGUGUCAGGGGAAAUAUGAGUGCAGUGCUCUGCCUCCAGUCUACUCGAUCAGAACAGUUAAUCCCUGAAAGAAUAACAUACAGUGUCCACGUCACAGCACCACCUGACACAAGGUGUGCUGCUUAAUCUGUUAAAUAAAACAACAACGUAUGCAGGCUUCAGGUCUAUCUAUCUAUCUAUCUAUGAAUGCUUACUUCAGGAAGCUUUAGCAAGCUUUAACUUGCCCUGUAGCUUCUCAUAGGGUUUUCAGUCUAACAGAUGCCAGGCCAGUCUUACUUUCUCAGAAUAAGAUUUAGCUGAAAAAUUAGACUUCCCUAGUUGAUGAAACUCUUGUGUUCAGAAACUUUUAGAAGCUGCUGAGGCUUCUAAAGGGGUUUGAAACAAGUUAAAGCUCAAUUCUUGGUUUUCCCGAAGCAGAGACUUAUUCCCUGACAUUUCCAGAUUAUCUUUGAAGUGACAGGAAUAUUGCAAGUCCAGGGUUGCCAGGAUUUAACACAAGUCAUUUAGAAAUAAUGUGUCCUGUAAGAACGUACUACAGCAUGUGAUAACCCAGCAGAAACAACAACAUGCUGUUUUAGGUUGUUUUAAAGCAGAACUUUUUGACUAAAGCAAACAUACCAUAUUACUCAAGCUCAUACAAAUCUCCUCAUACGAAAAUUAAUCACCGUCUAAUCGCAUCCCAGUAACAUUUACAUCAAGACCAGAACAGGAGAGCAUGAAUCUUCAUAUUCAUUUAUAGCUGCAGAUCUUUGGAAUCACCUGAGAGUGUCCAUUUGUUUCUGUAUCUUAAUUAGGCGAUAUGUGAGUACCUCAUACAGUUAUCAUUCGUUAAUAACGAUUUCCCGGCAGGAGUUCACAUUAAAUGCUGGUAAUCUUUUUAACAUUUAAUGCAGUUUAUUGGCUGUUUUUCUUAAUCAGAUUCACCAUCCACUUUCCUUUUCCUGAAGGAGACCAGUCAUAUCUUUGUUAUCAACUUGACGUCAGUCCACGCAGCAAAACAGCCCAAUACUCCCAGAGCUCAACAUUCCAAGUGCUCUGUAUUUUUCCAACUCUACGCCCUGUGAGUGGAGCGAGAGAGAGAGAGGGAGAGAGAGAUGGAGGGAGUGCAAGGUGCGUUGGAGAUUGCGCAAGCGGGUUUGCUGAUGCUCAGAUUGGUGUGUUUGUGAUUGGCCACCUGAGGAGAUGCAUGUCAGCCAGCAAAGUUGCGUGCUUUUAAAGUGCUGCGGGCAGAGGGCAAUGCAUUCAGAACACUCACAGCUGUUAGGAGACGAGACCGGAGAGCAGAGCCACGUCAAGCAGACCUUCCUCAAACACAGAGAGAAAAAAGAAGAAGAAGAAAGUGGAGAUAUGACUCUGUCAGCUGUGCAACAACUUUUUCUGCUGUGUUUAUUCAUUUGCUUUGGAUGUUGGAGCACAACAGAUGCCAGUCCUCUUGAUCAGUGGGAAGACGGCAUAGUGUUACAAAAGGUGCGAGGGAUCAGAAGUGAUGAUUUGAGUGGUGUAUUGCGGAGAGACCAGAAUGAGGAGCAGGUUCAGAAUGUCUUCAAAAGAUUCCUGUUUCAUUACUCCAAAGCACGCAACUCUGUUGGAGCUGUACAAAAAGAGUCUCAUUCAGUUCACCCUCUCAUGCGACUUUCACCAAAGCUUUCCCAGAGGAGAAAGAAGAAGGUGGUACUUUUGAAGAUUCGAGGUCUGCCAGAGGGGAUGUUGUAAAAGGAAACAAACAAACACACACCUAUCAGAAGAAGAGCAGCUGGCAGAUCCACCUGCGGACAUCACACUCAAAAUCAACUGAUGGACCACGCAACAGCAUCUGUAACUUUUUUGUUAACAGAAACAAUUUGAUUGUAUAGCUGGAAAAAAACUGAAGUGUGUUGCUAAAGCUGCCGUGUGUCUUGUUGCUUGCAAAUGCAAAAAAAUAAAUAAAAAAUUGGUGUCAUUGGA
This is a messenger RNA of Haplochromis burtoni (Burton's mouthbrooder), 2319 nucleotides long. It is a transcript of the gene nms, whose product is annotated as neuromedin S. Lineage: Eukaryota; Metazoa; Chordata; Actinopteri; Cichliformes; Cichlidae. The transcript has 7 exons. Bases 1558 to 2088 code for a protein of 176 amino acids. The record is from RefSeq and is a predicted model, not a curated record.